GGGGGUGGCUGGUUUUUUCCCUCCCCCUUGCUGGUUCUCUUUGUGCCACUCAGAUCUUGUAAAGCAGAGCGAUUACUUAGAGAUGGCUGGGCAGGAGUGAGGGCUUUACAUUCUUCUGCAGAAUGAGAAUGGUGUGGACUUCCUGUGUUACUUUACAAUUUGGGGGGGGGGGAAUUGUUCAAUGAAUUCUCCCUCUGAGAACAGGUUGGAAGGCAAGAGUAUAUAGAGCCCAGAGACACAACAGAAAAGGAGACCUAAUGUUUCUACUGAAAUGAGCCUGGACCAUAGAGUAUGCUUAUUGCUAUAGUUACCCAGGUUCUGAAUUGUUACCUAAGGACUCCAUUGUCAAUGAGGGAAGAAACUGACUGGGAACUGGAGGUGGGAACAAGGUCCUAAUACUGUUCACCAUGCGCAAAGGGGUGCCAAAAGACCCAGAUGCAGCUGACCUGUUCUACAAAGAUGAUCCUCAGGAACUAUUUGUGGGUUUACAUGAAAUUGGACAUGGAAGUUUUGGAGCGGUUUACUUUGCUACCAACGCCCGCACGAAUGAGGUGGUGGCAAUCAAGAAGAUGUCCUACAGUGGGAAGCAAACAAAUGAGAAAUGGCAGGAUAUUAUCAAGGAAGUCAGAUUUCUACGACAGCUGAAGCACCCCAACACCAUAGAAUACAAGGGUUGUUACUUGAAAGAAAACACUGCCUGGUUAGUAAUGGAGUACUGCUUAGGAUCUGCUUCAGAUUUGUUGGAAGUUCACAAGAAGCCACUUCAGGAAGUGGAGAUUGCUGCCAUUACCGAUGGUGCCUUGCAGGGGCUGGCCUACCUGCAUUCUCAUUUUAAGAUACAUAGGGAUAUUAAAGCAGGAAACAUUCUCCUAACUGAGCCAGGUCAGGUGAAGCUAGCUGAUUUUGGGUCCGCAUCCAUAGCCUCUCCUGCCAAUUCCUUUGUGGGGACGCCUUACUGGAUGGCCCCUGAAGUAAUCCUAGCUAUGGAUGAAGGACAGUAUGAUGGAAAGGUAGAUGUUUGGUCUCUUGGAAUCACAUGCAUAGAGUUAGCGGAACGGAAACCACCCCUCUUCAAUAUGAAUGCUAUGAGUGCCUUAUAUCACAUAGCCCAGAACGACUCCCCUACCCUACAGUCAAAUGAAUGGACGAACUCUUUUAGGGGAUUUGUUGAUUACUGCUUGCAGAAAAUACCUCAGGAAAGACCAUCGUCGGCAGAACUAUUGCGGCAUGAGUUUGUUCGCUGUGAGCGACCGCCCCGGGUUCUAAUAGACUUGAUUCAAAGAACGAAGGACGCUGUGCGAGAACUGGAUAACCUUCAGUACCGGAAAAUGAAGAAAAUCCUUUUCCAAGAGGCCCACAAUGGCCCUCUGAAUGAGUCUCAGGAAGAGGAGGAGGUAUCAAGUUUAUCUAUACCGGAGAGUGAGCAUGGGACAAACCUGAAUAGGAAGAUGGACAGUCUGGGCAGCAACCACUCUAUCCCCAGCAUGUCUGUGAGCACAGGCAGUCAGAACAGCAGUGUCAACAGCAUACAGGAGGUCAUGGAUGAGAGCAGCUCUGAGCUGGUCAUGAUGCAUGACGACGAGAGCACCAUUAAUUCCACUUCCUCUGUUGUGCACAAGAAGGAUCAUGUAUUCAUAAGGGAUGAGGUGGGCCACGGGGAGCGCAGGCCUGAGCUGCGGCCUACCCACUCAGUCCAGAAUCGGGCCCUCCACUACCGGAACCGAGAACGCUUUGCCACAAUCAAAUCAGCAUCUUUGGUUACAAGGCAGAUCCAUGAGCAUGAGCAGGAGAACGAGUUGCGGGAACAGAUGUCAGGUUAUAAGCGGAUGCGGCGCCAGCACCAGAAGCAGCUGAUCGCCCUGGAAAACAAGCUGAAGGCUGAAAUGGACGAGCACCGCCUCAAGCUGCAGAAAGAGGUGGAAACUCAUGCCAACAACUCGUCCAUUGAGCUGGAGAAGCUGGCCAAGAAGCAAGUGGCCGUCAUAGAAAAGGAGGCAAAGGCAGCAGCAGCAGACGAGAAGAAAUUCCAGCAGCAGAUUAUGACUCAGCAGAAGAGAGAUCUGACCAAUUUCUUAGAAAGUCAGAAGAAGCAAUACAAGAUUUGCAAGGAAAAGAUAAAAGAGGAGAUGAACGAGGAUCACAGCACACCGAAGAAGGAGAAGCAAGAGAGGAUUUCCAAACACAAAGAGAACCUGCAGCACACACAGGCUGAAGAGGAGGCUCAUCUUCUCAGCCAGCAGAGACUCUACUAUGACAAAAACUGCCGUUUCUUCAAGCGAAAAACCAUGAUCAGGAGGCACGAGUUGGAGCAGCAGAACAUUCGGGAGGAACUGAACAAGAAGAGAACGCAGAAAGAGAUGGAGCACGCCAUGCUAAUCCGGCACGACGAGUCGACGCGCGAGCUAGAAUACAGGCAGCUGCACACGUUGCAGAAGCUACGUAUGGACUUGAUCCGGCUGCAGCACCAGACGGAGCUUGAGAACCAGCUGGAGUACAACAAGCGGCGGGAGCGGGAGCUGCACAGGAAGCAUGUCAUGGAACUGCGGCAGCAGCCCAAAAACCUGAAGGCCAUGGAAAUGCAGAUCAAGAAGCAGUUCCAGGACACUUGCAAAGUGCAAACCAAGCAGUAUAAAGCACUCAAGAACCACCAGCUGGAAGUGACUCCAAAGAGUGAGCACAAAACUAUUCUGAAAGGCCUGAAGGACGAGCAGACAAGGAAGCUUGCCAUCCUGGCUGAGCAGUACGAGCAGAGCAUCAAUGAGAUGAUGGCAUCGCAAGCGCUGCGGCUAGAUGAGGCUCAGGAAGCGGAAUGCCAGGCCCUGCGGUUGCAGCUUCAGCAAGAGAUGGAGCUGCUGAAUGCCUAUCAGAGCAAAAUCAAGAUGCAGACGGAAGCACAGCAUGAGCGGGAACUCCAGAAGCUGGAGCAGAGGGUGUCGUUACGCAGGGCACAUCUUGAGCAAAAGAUUGAAGAGGAGCUGGCGGCCCUGCAGAAGGAACGCAGCGAGAGGAUAAAGUUUCUGUUGGAAAGGCAAGAGCGAGAGAUUGAAACUUUUGACAUGGAGAGCCUACGGAUGGGCUUUGGAAAUUUGGUCACGUUAGAAUUUCCUAAGGAGGACUACAGAUGAGAUUAAAUUUCUUUUGCCAUUAAAAAAACAAAAAUGCAAACAAAAAAUAUCUCAAAUCCCAACAUUCCCCCCCCAUGUUAACGGGUGUGCUCUCUCUCUUUCUGUCUCUCUUACUGACAUCAUGUCGGACUUAGUGCCUGUAUAUUCUUACUCCAUCAGGGGCCCCCCCUUCCCGCCAAGUGUCACGUUUCAGAGCAGGACCAUUGCUCCGCAGUCUCUCUUGAAUCUCAUAGUGUCUCACAGUAUUGAUGUCUCUGUGCAAUGAUUUUUUUUAUUAUUAUUAAAAAAAAA
Molecule: messenger RNA, 3416 nt
Organism: Podarcis muralis (Common wall lizard)
Lineage: Eukaryota; Metazoa; Chordata; Lepidosauria; Squamata; Lacertidae
Gene: TAOK3
Product: TAO kinase 3
Biological process (GO): regulation of cytoskeleton organization; protein phosphorylation
Cellular component (GO): cytoplasm
Molecular function (GO): protein serine/threonine kinase activity; ATP binding
Source: RefSeq, a predicted model, not a curated record